AUGUAUGCUGCUAUUUGGCCUCUCACGGCUCUGAGGAAGGAGGACUUUAUGAUAGUUCCUUCAACUCAAAUUAAAAAGUUCCAACCCCAACAUGACAAAGAUUUUGGGGCCAAAACAGUUUACAAAUACAAGCCUCCAUCCGCACCAAAAUCAACACAAGUGUUUAUUUUGGCUUUGGCUGAGAGUGAAGCUGCCCUAAAGAUAAAAAUGAUGGAAUCAAGAAUUCACUAUCCGAACAGGAAGUCUAUAAAUCCGGCCUCCUCUACAACAGAAGAAGACGCCAAUUCUGAAGCGGCAUUAGCUAAAGCAAAAAAAGGUGAAGGUGAAAAGAGAAAUGCUUCCCAGAUAUUGAAUAAGUAUAAAACUAAAUUAUUUAGUAACACUUCGACAGAGGACUUGAGCAAGGCGAAAAGAAUCAACCUUCAAGGUUCUUCUCUUCAAGAAGGGCGGUUGCCUGUGAAGAGUUCUGGUUCUAAAACCUCCAAUAUCCCCGUAAAAAUAGUAGUGAAAAAGCCAUUAUUACAAGGUUCUGGUGUGGGAGGAGAUACGCAGCCUCCUGCUGAAGAUUCUGUAGUAACACCCGAAGGAACAUCCAGCCAGAACACUCCGCCAGUUCUGUCUUCUUCUUCAGUGUCAGAAUUUGUCAAUCUUCAGAAAGAAAUGAAGUUACUUCAGCAGAAGAAUGUCAUCCUUGAGAAGAAGCUGCAGCAGAUUUCCAAUGAACGUCUUGAGGCUAGCCAAAGUGAACUUGAAAUAGUAAAAAGCAACAUAAAAGAAACACUAGAUCAAGAACUCCUAAAAAUAAAAGAUCAGAUAAGAGAUACUUUUAAUGCUGAAAGACAAGAAUUGGAAAAAUCACUGCAAGCCAGAUUGGAGAAUAUCCCAGGUCCAUCUAAACCAAGAAUAAUCCACAAAAUUAUUAAUACCAGAAAGCUUGACAAGGAUCCUACAGAAGGCCACCUACCAUCUGUUGAAUUGGUAAACAUCGGACAUGGAGUGCAGGCAGACAAUGACAUAUGGUCAACUAUUGAAGGUAAUACUUCCAAAGAUGACUGGGCAUACAGUGCACUCCUAGCUGUCUUUGGUGAGCAGGCCAAGUUCUACAGAGUUAGAAAACCAAGAAGUAAGGAUGCAGAUCUGAGACAGUUUCCGAGUAAACCACCUGUCCUCUUUGUUCUGCAACACUACUACAAAUCAUGGCUGAAGAAAAAUCCGUGUGUUUUAGAUGAGAAACCAAAAAUGAAAAAAAAUGAAGCUCCCAUUGCAGAUGAGGAAUGGGUGCAAUUCUUAGAAGACGAGACGCAGGCAGAUCGAGAGAAGAGGAGGGCGGUUACCCUUCCUGCAAUGGUCAAGCAACUAGGAGGGCUUUUAGGGGACAAGGCCAUUAACAUGUACAGGGCAUCAAAAGGGAGGACACGAGGAGCUUCUGGUGAAGACAGCAGUGGUGACAGUUCGAGUUCAGAGUCUGACCACGACCAGUCUGACAGCAAUCACCAAGAUGACAAAACUGACCAAAAUGAUGAGAACGACAGCAGCAGCAGCUCCUCAACUAAUUGACUCCAAAUUUCUUCACAUCAUGUUUAUUAUGAUUAUUUAGGCACUCAUUUUAUAUGUGUUAUCCUCUCAUGGUUCUAUAUUUUAUAUUUUGUUCU
This is a messenger RNA of Thrips palmi, 1652 nucleotides long. RefSeq lists its product as uncharacterized. The coding region runs from base 1 to 1557 and encodes 518 amino acids. Lineage: Eukaryota; Metazoa; Arthropoda; Insecta; Thysanoptera; Thripidae. The record is from RefSeq and is a predicted model, not a curated record. The transcript has 7 exons.